AGCGCCUCCAAUACGACCGCGACUGUUGCAUGAGACGGCGAUAUCACACGGCGAGACCAUGUCGGUAGUCAGCUGUCAUCUCGCUCAGGCCGACCCCAGAGUUUCAUUCCAUUCGACAAUCCCGGAUCUACAUCGGUUGGACACCAGCAUUAGGCGUCCAGUGAGCCGCAUUCUGAGUGAGGCCAAUACAAGGGUCGUAUCGACAUGUCCCGCUCAUGGCUGUACGCAUUUUCAAACGAGAGACCUGCGAAUAGUUCGCCAAUCGACUGCCUUACGGCCAGCCCUACUGUCCGAGUUUGUGCUGGCCUGAUGGUAUUCCCCACGUCGUGUCGAAUACAGCUAUAUAUGUGUUCUUCGCAAUCAUGUCCACGCUGCCUGUCUCCCCGUCUUUGUCCAUUGAAACUAUAAUAAGCAUCAGCAACAUUGGUACUCCGAAACACAAUGGCGACUGGACCGGAUGAGCUGGGAACCAACGGCACUGGGCCACUCGAGCCAGGCACCGACAUUGUUAAUGGCCGGACUGCUGGAUCUCCAAAGCACGUUCUCAUUAUCGGCGGGGGCGCGGUCGGCUGCCUCACGGCUCUCAAGCUAGGUCAAGCAGGGAUCGAUGUCGAUAUCAUCGAGAGACUUCCUGAGACAAGCAACGCUCCGCGUGCAUGCGGCUACUUCGGCGCUGUGCACCACAUACUGGACGACAUCGGUAUAUACAGGUUGAUCAGAGAAGAAGGGUUCAUGACUCGUGGACUCUGUUUCCGCAAGCCGCCCAAGGACGACGGCGAAGGCCGAGGUGGCAAGUUGUUUGGCGAUAUCAUUGCAAAUCUGCCCUUCUGCGCCCCUAAUGACCCUCUCACGGAACCGGGCGCCGGUCUGCUGAAUCUGCCUCAAGCGCAACUCAAUCGCUUGUUCCUGCGCGAGGCGCUGAAGACGGGUCAUGUUCAGAUCCAUUUCAACAACGAACUGGCACGCAUAUUGAACAACGACGACAGCGGCGUCACGGUCCUCACGCACGACCCUGGCACUGGGGCGGAACGAGAAUAUCGAGCAAAGUACGCGGUCGCCGCAGACGGCGCCCACUCCGCAGCUCGCAAAGCUCUUGGCCUCCCUUACCCGGGCCACACCUGGCCUGAACGGCUUAUCGCCACCAACGUGAUGGUCCGCAACGUCGAGGAAACGCCCAUGCAUACGCAUUUCGUCAUGCACCCGACACACUUCAGCAUCUCAACUCCUCUCGAAGAACCCGUGAUGGGUAAGAAAACACUCUGGAGGUGGACAUUGGCGGCGGACCCGGCACUGGUGAAGUGCUCUGACGAGGAGUUGCUGACGGACGAGGUCAUCUACGCACAUUACGCACGUUGCAUGCCCGGAGCGAGGCCGCUGGACGUGGAAAUUGUGGCGAGGUCGGUGUAUAGGACGCAUCAGAGGCUUGUGCCGACGAUGAGGAAGGGGAACGUGCUACUCGCCGGAGAUGCUGCACAUUGCAACCAUCCCUUUGGCGCACUUGGUCUCAACACCGGCAUGCUCGACGCUGACGCCUGCGCCGAGGCCCUGAUCAUGAUCAUGAAGGACUCGUUCCCCGCCGCCCAGACCCUCAACACCUACUCCGACUCGCGCCGCAAGGUCUUCCAGUUCUUCGUGGAUCCCACGUCGACGCAGAACAAACUCCGCGUCCACUCGAAUCCCGCGGAAACGGCGGCGGAGGACGACUGGUUUCUGAGAGAUCUGAACCACAUGACGCCCAAGAAGGCGGUGGAGAUGGUGAGGCCGUAUUUCGAGGACUGGAGGACGGAUAUGCGGACGGCUAUGCAGGAAAAAGACGAUGGAUUUCCCACACAGGGGUAAUUCGCGCCGCCCAAUGCCCUCUUCUCCAGGUGAAGACCGUAGAAACACCGUCAUCUGAACUCGGGGAUGGUCUAGGACGGAAGAAACGCAGAAUAACCAAAGCCAAAUUCCUGGUUGGGGAUACAUGGCUUCAUCUUCUUACAUUUUCUCAUUCAUACACGUAAGUUGGAGUCCAUGGCCUAGCAUUUCCCGCCACGGUGCUUUGGCCACCAU
Molecule: messenger RNA, 2052 nt
Organism: Cladophialophora immunda
Lineage: Eukaryota; Fungi; Ascomycota; Eurotiomycetes; Chaetothyriales; Herpotrichiellaceae
Exons: 2
Coding region: 442-1839 (465 amino acids)
Molecular function (GO): FAD binding
Source: RefSeq, a predicted model, not a curated record